Molecule: messenger RNA, 1463 nt
Organism: Phacochoerus africanus (Common warthog)
Lineage: Eukaryota; Metazoa; Chordata; Mammalia; Artiodactyla; Suidae
Gene: GCAT
Product: glycine C-acetyltransferase
Exons: 9
Coding region: 64-1368 (434 amino acids)
Biological process (GO): L-threonine catabolic process; biosynthetic process
Molecular function (GO): glycine C-acetyltransferase activity; pyridoxal phosphate binding
Source: RefSeq, a predicted model, not a curated record
CAGGCGGUGGUCUCCGUGCGUACAGCCCGCAGCGGGCAGGCGCGCUCCGCCGAGGUGGACGCGAUGUGGGCCGGCCGCAUCCUCUGCGCUGCCCUCUCCCGGGCCCCCCGCGGCUGUCGCCCGCAGUCAGCGCUGGCUCAGCUGCGUGGCAUUCUGGAGGAGGAGCUGGAAGGCAUCCGCGAGGCUGGCACCUGGAAAAGCGAGCGGGUCAUCACGUCCCGUCAGGGGCCGCGCAUACACGUGGACGGCGUCUCGGGAGGAAUCCUUAACUUCUGUGCCAACAACUACCUAGGCCUGAGCAGCCACCCCGAGGUGAUCCAGGCAGGUCUGCAGGCCCUGGAGGAGUUUGGAGCCGGCCUUAGCUCUGUCCGCUUCAUCUGUGGGACCCAGAGCAUCCACAAGGAACUGGAGGCGAAGAUCGCCCGCUUCCACCAGCGGGAGGACGCCAUCCUCUACCCCAGCUGUUUUGAUGCCAAUGCCGGCCUCUUUGAGGCCCUGCUGACCCCAGAGGACGCAGUCCUGUCGGACGAGCUGAACCAUGCCUCCAUCAUCGACGGCAUCCGUCUGUGCAAGGCCCACAAGUACCGCUACCGCCACUUGGACAUGGCCGAUCUGGAGGCCAAGCUGCAGGAGGCCCAGAAGCAUCGACUGCGCCUAGUGGCCACUGAUGGGGCCUUUUCCAUGGAUGGUGACAUCGCGCCCCUGCAAGACAUCUGCCGCCUUGCCUCUCAAUAUGGUGCCUUGGUCUUUGUGGACGAUUGCCACGCCACCGGCUUCCUGGGGGCCACUGGACGGGGCACCGAUGAGCUGCUGGGCGUGAUGGACCAGGUCGCCAUCAUCAACUCCACUCUGGGGAAGGCGCUGGGCGGAGCCUCAGGGGGCUACACAACGGGGCCUGGAUCCUUGGUGUCCCUGCUGCGGCAGCGUGCCCGGCCCUACCUCUUCUCCAACAGCCUGCCACCUGCUGUUGUCGGCUGUGCCUCCAAGGCCCUGGACCUGCUCAUGGAGAGCAACGCCAUCAUCCAGUCUAUGGCAGCCAAGACCCAGCGAUUCCGCAGGAAGAUGGAGGCUGCCGGCUUCACCAUCUCGGGAGCCAAUCACCCCAUCUGCCCUGUGAUGCUGGGUGAUGCUCGGCUGGCCUCUUGCAUGGCAGAGGACAUGCUAAAGAGAGGCAUCUUUGUCAUCGGGUUCAGCUACCCCGUGGUCCCCAAGGGCAAGGCCCGGAUCCGGGUCCAGAUCUCAGCGGUGCACAGCGAGGAGGACAUUGACCGCUGCGUGGAGGCCUUCGUGGAGGUGGGGCGGCUACACGGGGCUCUGCCUCGAGUCCCAGGGAGUGACAAACCUCCCAGGGACAAAGGGGCCCUUUGAGCCAGCUCUGAGUUCUGUCAAAGUCCUGAGGCCAGGCUGGGGCGAGGCCUGUGCUUGUGGCUACAAGUGAAGCAACAGUGUGGAAAUGGCCUGCA